AUGCACCAGCUGCCGCCUCCUCCUCCUCCCCCUGCCUCGUCGACGUCGCUCGUGUCGCGGGCGCGGACGGCGAUCCACUCCGCCGCCGCCCGCGCCGAGCGCGUGCUCACUGACAUCAAGGCCGACCUCCGAGAUGCGGACGGAUCCGGCGGGAACAGGGCGCCGUCCCCCAGGACCUCGUUGGAUCGGCAGGCCGACGCCGAAGCAGGCCCGUUCGCCACGGGGCAGGCGCCGGCCGUGAAGCCUCCGCUUGAUGAGGUCCUUGAAGUAAUCCCCUCAGAAGAUGAGGGCGGCUUGAACAUAAAAUCCGGGUCAACUUCAUCUAACCUGACCUUUCCUCCAACUUCAGUAGUUAAACAAUUGGUUGCAGCCAUUGAAAAUGGAAAAAAAUUCAACUCAAUGAAUGAUAUGAAGUUUAAUGGUGACCAAUGUCUGAAAGAGAAGGGGGGCUUGAGCUUGUCUGUUGUUAAGUCACUUGUUCGCCGUGAAAAGGAGGACAGAUCUAGUUCUGAAUUUUAUGGUGAUGACGAAACAAAAUCCUUGAUGUACUCAUUGUUCAAGUUCGAGGAAGAGUUUCCGCAUAAUGAAAGUCGAUGUAGCCCAGAAUUACUUCAUGCGACAUCUUUGUCCAGGGAUAUCCAUGGUGCACCGCCUGGAAGCUUUGUUCAUCACUUAGGAGAGAUUAUUGGCAGCAUUAGUUCUGUGUACAAGAUGGCAUUCUUUUGGCAAUCCGUGGUUGUCGAGUUGAAGAAACUGUGGUCUGAUGGCCAACCGGUGCCUCGAAUGUCACUGGAUGCUGCUCCAGAUUUGAAUUGUUGUUUGCUAUAUCAGGAGAUACAAGUCAUAAAUUGCUGCAUUGCCAGGAAAAAACGAAGAAAGGCAGCUAAGGAAUCACUUGAUUCCUUGCUAAAAUGGGAAAACAGUCAAAGUAAUGAUAUGUCAAAUCCUUGGUAUUCAAAUGGAGAGUCUCGUGGCAGUGGGAUCUAUGCAAGUAAUUGCAGUGGUGAUUAUGUUCUUCGGCUUGGUGCUGACUGCGCAUCCGAGAACUUAACUCUGUUAGAAACUGGCGAGCCUGUAUAUUCACCGACUCUGCAGGAAGGCCCUAUUAUGACAGCAGAGCUCAUAAAAGAAACAGAGGAACUUGUCUUACGGACAGGAAGUGUUGGCGCUGGCUGUUCUCAGCUUUUAUCAGAUAUGCAGGCGUUCAAGGCUGCAAACCCUGGAUGUGUCUUGGAAGAUUUCAUUAGAUGGCACUCUCCACCUGAUUGGUCUGAAGAUUGUGCAGCAAGCAAUGCAACAGUAGGAGAGGGAUCAUCUAGACGUGGUCGUCUAAGUGACAGAAUGCAAACAAAAGAAGGAAAUUUGUGGAAGGAAUUGUGGGAGGCAGCAAAACCUAUACCUGCUGUUGAACAAACUCCAAUAUAUGAUGAAGAUUUAGCUGUGGAGAGCAUAUUUGAUGCCUUGGAAGUUAUUGAACCAGUAAAACUAUUUCAGCAGCUACUCUCAGUAAUUCUUUCUGUAUGCUUCCUAGCAGCUGAAUCAGUAUUACCAGCAAACAGCAACCUGUCAAAAUUAUUCUACGACUGUAAAGACUACAUUAUUGGCAUCUACCAAGAUGAAAUGUCGAAAGAAAAGUUGGAUGAGAUCUGCAAGGUUUAUGAGACGAUGGAAGCCAUACUAACCCACCCUGAAGACGCUCUUCAGAUCAUGCAGCAACCUGACGAAAAAUCUGCCGAGAAUAAAAACCGCUUCAAUCUUAAGAUGAACUUUACUGGCAAAGAUCGCCAACCUCUGUGGAAGCGUGCACCAAAGGAUGAAAAAAAGACAUCACCGAAAGACGAGAAAAAAUCACCGGAUGAAAAGAACACCAGUUUUUUCUCAAACCUUCGCGACAAGAAGGCUUCGAUAUUUUCAAAAAAGAACACAAAAGCGUCAGAGGUGCCAUUACCACCCCCGUCAUCAGCUUUGGGGCCACUUGAUGAGACGGAAUGGACGAUUUUGUAGUUGAGAUUCCCGGAUGUUUCCUUAUGUACAACUUGUAGAGAAGGUGCCCCAAGAAUUUGGAGUAAUCUUAAGCUGUAAAUACUCAUCCAAUUCAUUUAACACUUUGCAGUAAACUUGAAAAGAUAAAUAUUUCAUUGAA
Lolium rigidum is the source of this 2143-nucleotide messenger RNA. Its product is annotated as rab3 GTPase-activating protein catalytic subunit-like. Gene Ontology annotation, biological process: positive regulation of GTPase activity. Gene Ontology annotation, molecular function: GTPase activator activity. NCBI's taxonomy places the organism in Eukaryota, Viridiplantae, Streptophyta, Magnoliopsida, Poales, Poaceae. The coding region runs from base 1 to 2004 and encodes 667 amino acids. The record is from RefSeq and is a predicted model, not a curated record. The transcript has 13 exons.